Molecule: messenger RNA, 2655 nt
Organism: Clupea harengus (Atlantic herring)
Lineage: Eukaryota; Metazoa; Chordata; Actinopteri; Clupeiformes; Clupeidae
Gene: hgfac
Product: HGF activator
Biological process (GO): blood coagulation; zymogen activation
Cellular component (GO): extracellular region
Molecular function (GO): serine-type endopeptidase activity
Source: RefSeq, a predicted model, not a curated record
GGUGUGUGUGCAGGUGUGACACUGGAAAGGGUUCCGUCAGCGUUACCACUGUUGUCUGUCACUAUGUAAUUAGAGUACGUUAACAUUCCCCCUUAAGGGAAAGCCAUACGUAAGGCAACGCUGCAAACUCAGUUUUCCUCUUUCAGAAGGAGAUGUGUUAGGGCCAGUUGCCGCUUAUCUAAACAGAUUUUACACACAUAGUUAUUUUUCCUCCGCGAAGGAGUCCCCCCCUAAUGACGCAACGCUUGACAUUAUGCCACUUAAGGAUUGUGUCACUCCGGGGCAUAUCCUGACGAUUUGGUUGCUUCACGACUCACCAAAUAUCUUCAAUGACUGAAGGAUGAAAUUCACGUUUUACUGAUCAGAAGGUUCUCGGAAGAUGGGCAAAGUUCACCAAACAAGUAACGCUACAGUCUGGACACAUUUGCCGAAAACCUGGGGUCAAGCGUACCGAUGUUUGAUAACAUCAAUCAUCGCGGUUAUAUUGCUGCCCUGCGUGUUAAGUUUACGAUCGCGAAUGGUACCACCCGGUCACGAAAUACUACUAGCAAGGGAUUCAGUCAAAGAAAGCCGCAAAGUGCUCACCCUUGAUGGGCAGGAAUGUAAGUUUCCGUUCCGGCUAGGAGGGGCCAUUCACCACCAGUGCCUCUCCCUCAGUUCCCCCUGGCCUUGGUGCUCUCUCACACACAACUAUGACCGCGAUCGCCAGUGGGGAUACUGCACUGCCGAGAAUGAGCAUCCCAACGAGAUAAGUCCCUUCCCCAGACGAGAACCAGAUAUGUGCGUGGGGAACCCGUGCUGGAACGGUGGCCUGUGCACACAGGUUCGGCACAAACGCACGUUUGAGUGCACCUGUCCAGAGGGAUACACUGGGAGAAGGUGUGAAGAGAGGAAGUGCUUUGAGGAGACGCACCUGCGCCACUACGACUCCGAGGAAGCCUGGGGGCGGAUCUCCAACCGGAAGGUGGAGCAGUGCACGUGCCUGGACGGCAAAGCGCUCUGUGAGCGUACACGUUACACAGCCUGCUCGUGGAACCCGUGUGAGAAUGAGGGGACGUGUCGAGUGAUUGAAGCCACAGGGGAGGAGGUGUGUGCUUGCCAGCCGGGAUACAGUGGACCUUUCUGCAGCAUUGUCCCCGACUCGCGGUGUUAUGAGGGCAAUGGGACGGACUACAGGGGCACCUCCAACACCUCCAGCUCCGGCUCUCACUGCCUGCCCUGGAACUCUGACCUGCUGUUCGACGAGCUCAGCCUGGACGUGGCCAGGGACAAGGACCUCAAAGGACUUGGGGAACACGCCUUCUGCAGGAACCCUGACAAGGACAGCAUGCCGUGGUGUUACAUGAUGCAAGAUGGAGCCGUGUCCUGGGAAUACUGUGACAUUCCUGCCUGCUCCAGGCGCCCUCCGUCCACACGGAAAGAAGUCUCUCCACCCCGUGACAAACCGUCACGACCCGUCCGACCUGUCCGACCCAUUCAACCCAUCCGACCCAUCCGCCCUGUUCGACCCAACAAGUGCGGGACGCGGCACCAGAAGCGGAUCCCGCGGGCUCGGAUCCUGGGGGGCAGCAUGGCUCUGCCUGGCUCGCACCCCUGGAUGGCAGCCAUUUACAUCGGGGAGGAGUUCUGUGGGGGCACCAUGGUACAUGCCUGCUGGGUGGUGUCAGCCGCCCACUGCUUCUACCGCAAUCCUAAGUUGUCUGACGUAAGAGUGGUCCUUGGCCAGCACGCCUAUAAUGAUACAGGCACCAACACCCGGAGCUUCGGUGUAGAAAAAUAUGUCUUCCCAGACCGAUACAGCCAGUUUAACCCCACCCAGCAUGACAUUGUGCUGUUGAAGCUGAAGAAGAAAGAUGGCCGCUGUGCCCGCAGGAGUCAGUUCAUUCGGCCCAUCUGCCUGCCAGAGAAGAACACCACCUUCCCUGACUUCUACUGCUGCCAGAUCACAGGCUGGGGGCACAUGCAGGAGAAGGGAACAACGUAUUCCCGCCUGACGGAGGGCCUGGUUGGGAUCAUCCCAUUCGACCGGUGCUCCCGCCCGGACAUCUACGGCCCUGAGCUCCGGCCCGGAAUGCUUUGUGCCGGGAACAACGGCUGCGUGGACGCCUGCCAGGGAGACUCAGGUGGUCCGUUGGCUUGUGUGAGAGAUGGGGUCAGCAUCCUGUAUGGCGUGAUCAGCUGGGGAGAUGGCUGCGGUCGUAAGAACAAGCCUGGCGUCUACACCAAAGUGCCCGACUACGUCGACUGGAUCACCUCAGUCAUCCGAUCCCGGACCUAACACAGUUGGACACGGACCUUUCUCGAAGAACCAGCGCUUCCAGUUUCCACACGCAGUGCUGGUCAGAACACAUCUAUGUGGACAUCUGAUUGUGUGACGUUGGAGACAUGUCGUUUGGCUCAACGUAGACCCAUGUUGAGGUCGUGCGUAGACGUGCUUGAAGAGGAAAUGGUUCUUCAAAAAACAUAUAUGGGCCAAAUCUGUUCAGUAGUCUGGAUAUUUGGCUUGGUGCUCACACAGGAAUUAAGGACUUUUUUAUUUUUUAUUUCUUGAAGGGAACAGAGGGAGUUUUUAUAGACUCAUUUUUACAACCCAGCUGUGAAUGAAAUGUAUGUUUUCUUCAUGUUUACUAUACAAUAAAUAUUUCCAAAGAAACA